CCCGAAGUAUCUUUUAUCAUCGAGAGGUGCGAUGCUCACGACUCCCCCUCCAACCGUUGUUGGCUCUUGAUUGACCCCGGAUUCCUUCCUUUCCCCUCUCUCCGAUCCUCUUCUCUUCCGUCAUCCCAUUCCUCUUCGGGGUGGCGUCCUUCCGUUAAUCCAAAGUCGCCGCAUCCCAACCCCCGUGGUCUGGCCCGCACCACGAUCCGGUGGGUUGCGGUAUUCUUGCAAUGAGCUUGACCUCGCGUGUCCUGGGCCUGUUUACGACGACAGAGACACCUUCUUCCGAUUCCCCUGCGGCACCCGCUCCGCUAUCCACCGUGGCGACCAGCAACCAUGUCUACCACGCCGCCGGUCCGAUAAGCGCAACCAGCGACCAUGCGCAGAACUCGGCGUCCCUUGUGGACGAGGAGGAGCCUCGUCCUCCGUAUCUACACGCAAUGCUUGCUGGAGGUACCGGUGGUACUUGCGGUGACAUGCUCAUGCAUUCGUUAGAUACGGUCAAGACCCGACAGCAAGGCGAUCCGCAUUUUCCUCCCAAAUAUACCUCCAUGACCUCGUCUUAUGCGACCAUCUACCGACAGGAGGGAUUGUUCCGUGGUCUGUAUGGCGGAGUGACUCCAGCGCUGUUCGGUUCCUUCCCGGGAACCGUCAUCUUCUUCGGUGUCUAUGAAUUCACCAAGCGCAAAAUGCUGGAUGCGGGUAUUAACGCCAACGUGGCGUAUCUGUCCGGAGGUUUCUUCGCCGACUUGGCUGCCUCCGUUGUAUACGUCCCUUCCGAGGUCCUGAAGACGCGACUGCAGCUUCAGGGACGCUACAACAACCCUCAUUUCAACUCGGGAUAUAACUACCGCUCGACCACGGAUGCGCUACGCACGAUCGUCCGGCAGGAGGGAUUCCGCGCACUCUUCUACGGAUACCGGGCUACCAUCUACCGUGACCUUCCCUUCUCGGCGCUGCAGUUCGCCUUCUACGAACAAGAACAUCGGCUGGCGAAGGAGUGGGUGGGAUCUCGGGACAUCGGACUGGGCCUGGAGAUCUUGACUGCGGUUACGGCUGGUGGAAUGGCCGGUGUCAUCACUUGCCCGAUGGACGUUGUCAAGACCCGCAUCCAGACCCAACAGAACCCGGAGAGCCCGGCCUCGACGCAUGCACCCAAGUCAACUGGCGAGCCCGCGUCGACGAAAGAGAGCCCUCGGCAGCAUACGUCGUCGCAUACGACGUCCAACCUGCGCACACAUUCGCGGCCCAUCUCCACGUCCGGUGCUUCGACAUCAGUUGCGCCACCGGGCGCUCCCCGUCUGGACACCUCAUCGUUCAUCACUGGCCUGAGGAUGAUCUACCAGACCGAGGGUAUCGCCGGGUGGUUCCGUGGCGUCGGCCCCCGUGGCGUGUGGACUAGUAUCCAGAGCGGAACGAUGCUGGUCAUGUACCAGUACCUCCUGAAGAAACUCGAAGCCUACCAAGGGGCAGAAAACCUGAGUCCUCUGUGAGCCAGCCUCUGCGAUUGCAAUCCCGACCAUAUGGCAUCCGAAGGGAUGUCAGGGACAUAGACAUUUGUCCGUUGUAGAUAAAAAGAAACCGCACCACAACCGGAGUAUGAGCAUUAUAGACGGCUAUGUUGGAAGGGGGCAACCCGAGGGGUGUGUGGCAUGAUUUUCCUUUUCUUUUCCUUUUUCCUCGUGUGUUGUUUCUAAUUAUUGGAUUCCCAUUCCCCUCCUAACCUUUCGGCGUGUUGAUAACAAUUGCAUGAUCGGGUUGCCAUGUUGUGUAUACGAAGUGGUUUAAAUUAUUAUCAUGUACGGUUAUAUUGAUAGACUUAGAAGGCUACAUAAUGC
This is a messenger RNA of Aspergillus ibericus CBS 121593, 1838 nucleotides long. RefSeq names its product putative mitochondrial carrier protein. Gene Ontology annotation, molecular function: magnesium ion transmembrane transporter activity. Lineage: Eukaryota; Fungi; Ascomycota; Eurotiomycetes; Eurotiales; Aspergillaceae. The record is from RefSeq and is a predicted model, not a curated record. Bases 231 to 1493 code for a protein of 420 amino acids. Gene Ontology annotation, biological process: magnesium ion export from mitochondrion. The transcript is spliced from 3 exons.